UAAUUUGCCCUUGCAGCUCCCAGCUCACGAUAAACACGGCGAUUGUUUACAUGCACAGGUUUUAUAUGCACCAUUCGUUCACCAAGUUUAAUCGGAACAUAAUAUCUCCUACGGCUCUGUUCUUAGCAGCGAAAGUGGAAGAACAGCCCCGGAAGCUGGAGCAUGUUAUUAAAGUAGUAAAUGCCUGUCUUCACCCGCAAGAGCCACAGCUGGAAACAAAAAGUGAUGCAUACCUUCAGCAAGCUCAAGAGCUGGUUAUACUUGAAACAAUAAUGCUUCAAACUUUAGGUUUUGAGAUUACCAUUGAACAUCCGCACACAGAUGUUGUGAAAUGUACGCAAUUAGUGAGAGCAAGCAAGGAUUUGGCACAGACAUCCUAUUUCAUGGCUACCAACAGUCUGCACCUUACUACGUUCUGCCUUCAGUACAAGCCCACGGUCAUAGCGUGCGUGUGCAUUCACUUGGCCUGCAAGUGGUCCAACUGGGAGAUUCCGGUGUCGACUGAUGGCAAGCACUGGUGGGAAUACGUGGAUCCGUCUGUCACUCUAGAGCUGCUUGAUGAGUUAACUCAUGAAUUUCUGCAAAUACUGGAGAAAACACCUAGCAGGUUGAAGAGAAUUAGAAACUGGCGGGCUAAUCAGGCAGCCAGGAAACCGAAAACUGAUGGACAGGUAUCUGAAAACUCACUUCUUGGUUCAUCUCUGGUCCAAAAUUCCAUUUUGGUGGAUACUGUUACUGGUGUAGCUGCAAACACAAGUUUCCAGAAACCAUCAACAUCUUUUUCUGCACCAGUACCUCUGAGCUCAGGAAGCGUUGCUGUUCCAGACAGUCACGCACCUGAAAAUUUGGCAAUACUAACUACAGGAAUGCCAAGUACCUCAUAUAGUUUGGCAUCACACCAGGAGUGGCCUCAGCACCAAGAACAAGCAAGGACAGAACAAAUAUACUCUCAAAAACAGGAGCCCUUACCCACUAGUCAGUACAACAUGAACUUCCAGCCAGGUGCAUCUGUACAGAUGCAUUCAGGAGUACAUCACAGAGCUGAUAAACUCGCUGAGCAUUCUGCUGUCAAGCAAGAAUAUGCCCACAAGUCAGGAAACAAACACCACGGACAAAUUGCUGCUCCUGUAAUAAUUCCUCAAAAGAUGUCUUUGGAUAAAUACCGAGAGAAACGCAAGCUGGAAACGCUCGAGCUGGACGUAAGGGAACACUACGUAGCUACCCCGGGUGAGCACCAACACAAGAAGCACACGCAGCCCCAGGCACCCAGCAGCGCUUCUGUGACCUCCCCUAUUAAAAUGAAAAUUCCUGUUGCAAAUGCAGAGAAGCCUGAGAAACACCUGUCUGAGAAGAAGGAAAAGAGCGGCUCGCUCAAGCUCCGGAUCCCCAUCCCUCCCAACGAAAAGGGUGCCAGUAAGGAGGAGCUGAAAAUGAAAAUCAAAGUUUCUUCCUCAGAAAGGCACAGCUCCUCGGACGAGGGCAGUGGCAAAAGCAAACACUCGAGCCCCCACGUUAGCCGAGAGCACAAGGAGAAGCACAAGGAGCACUCCGUAAACCGCCACCACGGCCUCGGCCAUAAGCACUYGCACCCGCACAGCGGGGGCAGCAGCAGCGGGGGCAGCAGGCACAGCUCUGACGGAGUGACCCCCACUGCCCUGAGGAGUCCUGCGGGCCUCGGCAGUGACGGCAGUUCCUCUAGUUCCGGCUCUUCCAGGAAGAAGCUGCACAGCAACGAUGCUUCUCACAACCACCACUCCAAAAUGAGCAAAAGUUCCAAAAGUUCAGGUAGUUCAUCUAGUUCUUCCUCUGUUAAGCAGUAUGUAUCCUCUCACAGCUCUGUUUUUAACCUUCCCUUACCCCCUCCUCCCCCUGUCACAUACCAGGUGGGCUACGGACAUCUCAGCACCCUCGUGAAACUGGACAAGAAACCAGUGGAGAACGGUCCUGAUGCCCAUCACCAGUACCGUACAAACAGCCAGCAUAUGGACUACAAAGAUACAUUCGACAUGCUGGAUUCGCUGUUAAGUGCCCAAGGAAUGAACAUGUAGUCAAUUCUUAGGUGGCUUUUCUUUACUUUUUUUAAUUUAAGAAUUGUUAGAAGGGAAAACUUCCUAAUCUAGCAGCAGCAACACCAGCUGUUGCUGCCGUGGUUUCAGUAUAUGUAAGUGCUGCUUUAUCCUUCACUCUGAAAAGAAGAGGUAUAGUAAACACGUCUUUAUCUCCACAUACAAUAGUGUUAUAAAUACUGUAAUAGCAUGGAAGGUGCAAAAAAUCUCAGUAUUUCUACAACUGCAGCUAAGAACAGUAGAAUGAACGUCUGCUUUUAGGUGUAUAGGAUGCCUCGAGCAUUGAUUAUUUAUAUUUUUGAAUACUGCAGCCACAACUUUUUGUUGCUUAGCUUUUGAAUGAGUGUCAUUGUUUUCUUGUGUAUUUAUACUGUAUGUAUGAUUUGCAUGUUUCAAAGAUAAAGGGAUUAAAAACAGUAUGCUGACAACUGUUUACAAGAAAGUGGAGAAAAAUGUACAUACAUUUUUGUAUGUUUAGAUAUACCAUAAAUACUCAGGAUUGGAGCUGCUUGUAAGUAUAACAAAAUACACAUAACUUUAUUUUAUCUUGUCAGAGUCCAUCAGUUACCCAAACGGAGAUGGCGCUUUGUCAUGUUUAUCUUUAUACUGUAGGCCUUAGCGGAAGCCGCUUGGAAGGGAUGCUCCCUAGGGAAGGGAUCCAGGGCUGUAGGGUCAGUGUUACCAGCAAGGCAGGGGACUGGGGAGGCUGCUGUGUGCUGAUGAUGGCCAGACUGACCUCUGAAAUGUCCCUACUUUUCUGAAGGA
Nothoprocta perdicaria is the source of this 2831-nucleotide messenger RNA. It is a transcript of the gene CCNT2, whose product is annotated as cyclin T2. Gene Ontology annotation, cellular component: cyclin/CDK positive transcription elongation factor complex; nucleus. The record is from RefSeq and is a predicted model, not a curated record. Gene Ontology annotation, molecular function: cyclin-dependent protein serine/threonine kinase activator activity. The transcript is spliced from 8 exons. Gene Ontology annotation, biological process: positive regulation of DNA-templated transcription, elongation; regulation of transcription by RNA polymerase II. NCBI's taxonomy places the organism in Eukaryota, Metazoa, Chordata, Aves, Tinamiformes, Tinamidae. Bases 51 to 2048 code for a protein of 665 amino acids.